GCGUACUCAUUAUUAACCCAACUUUUAACAAACAGUGAACAAAAAUAACAACAAUACAAGAAAGUGAAUGUUUUUGCUUUUUUCACUUUAAUUUCAAUGGAAGUAGAUAUUUCUGACGAAGAUUAUGUCAUUCAACGAGCAAAAUCAGCCCUUAAAACUGACCCUUUAUCGGCCAAAGCCUGGAUGAUAACAGCAAAAACUUUGUAUCCCAAUAAUUUUGGUGUUCAGUUUGAAGCUUACUGUAUUGAGAAAAACGCGGGUCAUGUUAAAGAAGCUGCUAAAUGUUUCAGUGAUUUAAUCGGUAAAUUUCAACAACAACCAGAAUUGUGGAAAGAGAUUGAGAAUGUUACUUCUGCACUUAGGGCUGAAAGCGACACCAAUGAUCCUGAAAAACAAUUUUUAUGUGAAAUGUUUAAACAUAUUUCUUCAGAUGUUCAGCAUAAGUUACUAUUGUGUACCGCAGACCAUUGUGAGGACACAAUGGAACAUUGCAGGUUACUCCUUCUCUUACUACAAAGAUUUCCAACUGCAAUUUCAAGCUAUGGGUCCCGGCUUGUUGACACGCUUCUAAGUGCAGAAAAGCACAGCCAUGAUGGCACUAAUCCCUCCAAUGCAUACAGAAAACUUUUAGUUUGCGAAUUACUACCACUGCUUGCGAGUGAAAACGCGAGAAUUGACUUGUCUCCAAAAAUACUACAAAAAUUGUUGUACAAAUCCGUGGAGUUUUAUUCCGGUUCAUUGAGUCUCAAUCCAGUCUCAUUAGACUCAGAAUCAAAAAUCGAGGACCCUUGGAAAAAACUAUUCGCUGUUGUCGAAUUUAUAGGAAAACAAAUGGAAUGGGAACCAUACCUUAUUAAUUUUAGCAAUAAUUGGACUAAGGAAAGCUACUGGCAAAAAAUUAUCAGUUACUAUCAGGCAAGGGCGAAUAACAUCGAUGAAAAGCAAUUAUUAUUUUGUUCGUCGAUUUUUUUCAUUCAUUGUUUACAUGAAUACUCAGUAAGUCUCACGCCUGAAUCCAGUCCAGGGCAACCUCAAAAUACCUUUGUUCUGGUCGAAGCUUUUCUUGACCCUAGCAUGCCAAGUCCUGCCACUGAGCAUAAAAGUAAAAAACGCAAAAAUGACGACUUCUUGUAUCCAUAUAUUUCGGUGGAAAAGUCUGAGUUGAAAAAUAUUAAUAGCAAUUUUUUAACGGCUGUCAAUUGUUGGGACUUACUUCAGGCUUCUGAACAUUUUCAAAGAGAAUUUUUCAUGUUGAAUAGUUAUUUAAAACUGGAAUCAUUGUUUACAAGUUUUGUGAUCGACUAUGCAAUUUAUAAGGGAAAAUAUGACGAUGCCCUGACAUACCUCCAAAAAAUCAACGAAACCAAUUUGUUAUUAAACAAGUAUAUUAAUAUUGCAGGAAUUUUGUAUUUGAAGAAAAAUUACAGGUCAUGUUUUGAUCAUAUUUUAUUGGCUAUUCCUUUACUACCUAACAAUAAUGUUGGCAGUUUAAGCAAUGUUUUAAUAGUGGGUGGAAAUCAACGACAUUUACAUUUUUUGCCACUAACAUACACUGCUGUUCUUCAAUAUUUCAUCAAACUGCUCCUAAGAUGCAUUAAAGAAAAUAUGGACAAGCAUAAUUAUAGCGAAUUAGCUAUUGGCCACAUUUUGACUCUAGUUCAGUUAGAUUGGCCUCAAGAGGAAGAGUUUGUGCCCCCUUUAAUGGAACAAAUCCAACAACACGGUUCCUUUAAUUACAUUUUGUUUCAAAAUUAUAUAAUUAAUGUGGAUAUAUUGGAAGAAAUAACCUACUUGUGGACCAAUCAAGGGGGCCAAAUAACUUUGGAUAUAAUUCCCCAUAUGGGACAGAGGAGAAUAGGUACGCGGGGGGCCGACAAGGGGGCGAAAGAAGAAAUCAAACAAAUAAUACGGCGGCAAGUUGCCAGAAGCAAUGAAAAUGUUAGCGAACUUUUGAUAAGAUUUUUAACGCAUGAAAGAGAGCUUAUUUUUCAAAGCUUGAUGUAAUACUAUAUUAAAAAAAAACGUAUUAUGUAUAAAA
Tribolium madens (black flour beetle) is the source of this 2038-nucleotide messenger RNA. RefSeq names its product integrator complex subunit 10 (gene IntS10). NCBI's taxonomy places the organism in Eukaryota, Metazoa, Arthropoda, Insecta, Coleoptera, Tenebrionidae. Bases 97 to 2004 code for a protein of 635 amino acids. The transcript is spliced from 11 exons. The record is from RefSeq and is a predicted model, not a curated record. Gene Ontology annotation, biological process: snRNA processing. Gene Ontology annotation, cellular component: integrator complex.